Molecule: messenger RNA, 1128 nt
Organism: Oppiella nova
Lineage: Eukaryota; Metazoa; Arthropoda; Arachnida; Sarcoptiformes; Oppiidae
Source: the annotation of a GenBank genome assembly
AUGAAUGACAUAUUUGUGAACCGUUUUUGUUAUUUCGUUAAUAAAUGUGUCAAAAGACAUGAUUUAUUGAGAUAUAAGUUGUUGACAAUUAAUGGACAAAACACGCGAUCAGUGAACACAUUGAAAGACAGCGACAAACCAUUGAUUACUAAAUUUAGUGAUACUCUGAGGAAUGUGUCGAAACCGUCGGACAAGCCAUCGGCCAAGAAGUCGUGCCAUUCAGCCAUCACUACAUUUCAGAGCCUAAGAGAGGAGAUCCUGAAUGAAAUGAAAGACCCGAAGUGUUGUGGCGUCCAAUGGAAGCGCUUCCCAGAGCUGAACAAACUCUUGAAGGGCCACAGGAGUGGUGAGCUGUCGGUGUUCACGGGUGCCACCGGUUGCGGAAAGACUACAUUCAUGUCGGAGUACUCACUGGAUCUGUGCAGUCAAGGGGUGACCACAUUGUGGGGCAGUUUUGAGGUAAAGAACGUGCGUUUGGCUAAAAUGAUGAUCACUCAGAUGGCCGGCAAACACAUCGACCAACACUUGGAUGAGUUUGACGUGUGGGCGGACGCCAUGGAAGCGCUGCCCCUAUACUUCAUGACAUUUCACGGCCAGGAAUCCAUCGAUAAGGUGUUGGCGGCCAUGACUUACGGCGUUGAGGUGCACGACGUGAAGCACGUGAUCGUCGAUAACAUUCAGUUCAUGUUAGGCCUGUCCCCCAACCAGAAGUUUGACCGCUACUGGCAACAGGACCUCGUCUUAGACCAGUUCCGCAAAUUCGCCACAAGAUAUGACUGUCACGUCUCGCUUGUGAUGCAUCCGCGCAAAGAGGACGACAUGAAUGAGUUGAACAACAACUCCAUCUUCGGCGGCGCCAAAGCCACUCAAGAGGCGGACAAUGUGUUGAUUGUGCAGAACAAGUGGUUGUCUGUAUACAAGUGUCACAAAUACGUGCAGAUCACGAAGAACCGAUGGGAUGGUGACCUUGGUAAAGUGCCACUUUGGUUCGAUAAGGACUCGCUGUCUUACUCGCCCCUCAAUCGCCGCAUCACUGAUGAUAAUAAGAUGAAUAGAGAUGAGAGACCAUUAGAUUUCGCUACUAUUCAGUGUGAAAUCGAUGAAUCCGAUGACUGGAGACUACAAUAG